Messenger RNA from Asterias rubens (European starfish), 2323 nucleotides. RefSeq names its product NADH dehydrogenase [ubiquinone] 1 alpha subcomplex subunit 10, mitochondrial-like. The coding region runs from base 137 to 1264 and encodes 375 amino acids. Lineage: Eukaryota; Metazoa; Echinodermata; Asteroidea; Forcipulatida; Asteriidae. The record is from RefSeq and is a predicted model, not a curated record. Gene Ontology annotation, biological process: mitochondrial electron transport, NADH to ubiquinone. The transcript has 9 exons. Gene Ontology annotation, cellular component: cytoplasm.
GUUAACAGUUACCCUGCACUCGUCGGCUUUCUGCCUGGACAAGUUAGAAAUGACAACUUAUUUGCUUGGAAAACUAUAGAUUUAUUGUUAUUUUGAUGAUUCAAAACUCUCGGUGAGCAAAUUGAAGAAAGCAGCCAUGGUAUUCCACAUCUGCAGAGUGGGACUCCGAGGUGCCCAGGUGAAAUUAUCGGCAGUUAAAUUCGGUGGAGUUACCAAAGUUGCCGGUGGACUGGCUUCCAAAAUGGCGCCCCUGGUUCUUGUACAGCCUUCACAUCGUGGUAUGUUUUCUUCUACUGACAAUCUCCUCACCUUCUUCACGGGUCACAAAUUCAUGCACAAGUUCGACGAACGCAGCAAAAUCAUUGUUGUCGACGGUAACAUUGGAUGUGGGAAAUCUACGUUCAGUCAAGAUCUUGCCGCAAAGCUCGGCAUGAAGCAUAUACCCGAGGCCCACAUCCACUAUCUGGACGAGCUGGAACUUGGACCGGGAAAGAAAUUUGAUAAGAAAUUCAUCGGCGAUGUGUCCAUUGACAAAUUCUACGAGGACCCAUUCGCCAAAGAUGGCCACUCUUUCCGUUUCCAGUUGAUGAUGUAUGCAAUGAGGUUCAGACAAUACGCGGAUGUACUUCAGCACCUUCUAGAAACAGGUCAAGGUGUUGUUAUGGAGAGGUCAGUGUACAGUGACUUUGUCUUCUUGGAGGCGAUGCAAAAGAUGAAGUACUUCAAGCAGCAUUGUUCUGAUUACUACCAAGAGAUCAAAGGAAUAUCGUUGUAUCGUUUACGCCAACCACACCUUAUCAUAUACCUAGACGCCCCCGUGGAUGUCCUGCAGAAGAGGAUCAAGGAGCGGGGAAGGAGUACUGAAACUGCAAUUCCAGAUGACUACCUGCAGCACAUCGAGGACAGCUACAAGAAACGUUUCUUACCUGAGAUUAGUGAAACUUCAGAGGUUCUGACUUAUGACUGGAAGGAAGCGCCCAUGGCCAUAGAUAAGGUUAUUGAAGACAUUGACAUGUUGAAGUUUGAGCAUUUGCCCUGGAAUAAGGACGAUGACACCACACUGGAUAGACUCUACAGAUUCAUCACCAAUAAAUACAAAGUGGCUACCGCCAUGGAAAUUCAGAAGUAUAUCCCAGAAAUAACCUUCGGUGCUCAGGAAGCCUACGACAUGACCAGAGAGUUUGAGGAGAUACACAACAAGCAAUUUGCACCCGGCUACAACCUGAAGCCUGAGGAAUCAAAGUGGAAGUUGCUCUUCAAGUGAUCUCUGUCUCUCUAUCUCACAAAGACUCCUCGUCAAGACGUUGUUUCUGUUCACGAUUUCUCAAGAAGCAAAUCAGAUUUUGUUGGAGUAUUGUUGGGUUUCUCCGUUUUCAUUUCAGGGGCCAAUUUGAUUUUGAGCAGAAUUGGGUAUCCUGGUAUCCAUAGGCAGGGGCCAUGUCAAGAUUUUCUCAAAGUGGCCAACUUAAAGUUGUUCAUGUUCAGUGGCCAUGAAGGUUUCAAAGAUGCAAACUAUUGUCCAAUCAGAAUGCUUAUACUCGAACCUUAUUCAUAUGUAGAACAACAUGUUUCGUAAGAAGCGAUGCGAGUGGACAGUUCUUGAUGCAGUGUGCUUGAAUGGAAGAGGUUUCAAUUUAGUUUUGAAAAUUUUGAGUUUAAGUUUAAUCGUUUUGGAAAUUCUUCCAACUAAAUCUGGUUAGCCAAAAAACCUACAACACAAAAUUAUAUGAGCUGAUAUGAGCCGAGGUUAUCAUAAAUUAUUAAUUUGCAAAAUGCUUUAAAUGAAUCGUAAAUGUGUUGUGUAUGGUGGCACAACUGUGUACAGAAGCUAACUUGAAUACAUGUGUGUAUUGUGUAGAUGCAUGCGGUACACUAAAUCAUAUUAUAGUUUAUCAAUGAUUCAAAACCACAGUAGACAAAAUAUUAAAUGGUCAGAGAGUAGAAAGCUUGACUCGAUGGUGUGUAUGGCGAAGAUGCAUUUACCACACUGAAGGCCGGCACAGUUUAUCUUUAACUUGAAUACAUGUGUGUACUGUGUAGAUGCAUGCGAUGCACAAAAUCCUAUUAUAGUUUAUCAACCAUUCAAAACCACAGUAGGCUAUAUAUUAAAUGGUCAGUGAAUAGGAGGGUUGACUCGAUGAUGUGUACUGCGAAGAUGCAUUUACCACACUGAGGGCUGGCACAGUUUAUCUAUCAUACAACAACCAUAGAUCAAGUCUGGGUGAGGAACUUGACUUGAUCAGAAAAAGACCGAUCCAUUAAGCUCCGCCCCAUUGCGUAUUGACCAAUUACAAUGCAACGAAGGUCCGACAAAUAAGGUCUG